AUGCGCGCAGUCCUGCCAGCAUGGCUCGCUCGCUAUUCCCUCGACCACCUCGAUGCGCUCUGGGAGACGCAGGUCCGCACACCGCUCUACUACUGCGCGUUCCUCUACGACGACGCGUCCAUCUUGCGCCACCUGCAUGAUCGCGGCCGCUUGCUCUCUCGCUGGAUGUUCUGGACACCGGCGAUCCGCGUCGGCAAGAUGGACGUGAUCGCCUACCUCUGCAGCGUCGCCGACGCGCGCGCAGAACCGCGGCUCAUGGCCACCGCCGCCGAGUGCGGCAACCUCGAGCUCGUAUUGUACCUCGCGCACCAAGGCUGCGACGCCACGGACGCUCUUAAUAUGGCGUGCAAGCACGGUCACCUCGCGAUCGCGCAGCGCCUGCAUGCGCUCGGCCUCGGCGCGUGGGACCCCAAGGUCCUCGGCAGCGUCGCCUCGCGCGGGCACCUCGACGUCCUCUGCUCUCUGCACGAUCACGGCUACGCGGGCUUCUCGUCGUCGACGCUCACGGCCGCGGCUGCCAAUGGCCACUUGGACAUCGUCCUCUUCCUCUGCCAACACCGACACGAAGCUCGUCUCGAUACCGCUCUCGUGGCUGCGGCCACCAACGGGCAUGUCCACGUCGUGCGAUGGCUCGAUCAGCAAACAAACGCAUCUGCUGUGCUGCGUGAUCGUGGUUCAGUCUAG
This is a messenger RNA of Saprolegnia diclina VS20, 684 nucleotides long. RefSeq lists its product as hypothetical. The record is from RefSeq and is a predicted model, not a curated record. Gene Ontology annotation, molecular function: protein binding. The transcript has 2 exons. The coding region runs from base 1 to 684 and encodes 227 amino acids. NCBI's taxonomy places the organism in Eukaryota, Oomycota, Saprolegniomycetes, Saprolegniales, Saprolegniaceae.